GACUAUCGUAUCUUACAGGUUACCGCAUGAUCCCGUCCUUUCUAACGACACCGUCCAGACAUCGUCCUGUCUCUCCGGUGUAGACAGGGGGCUCCCUUUGGGAUACUCUAUAGUCUUGAAACUCGAAAAAGAAAUAGAAAAAUGAACUGUUAUAUAGAGCAUUUUCCCGUGAAAUGAUCUCGCAUAUACUAAUCAAAUACAUGUAUGACUGUUUUGUUUUGUAUAGAAAAAAAAGAUAAAAUUUGAUAUAGGGAGGUUCGGAUGAUUCGAAAUUUAUGGGGGCAUCCAAAAUGAGGGCUUUAAUAAAUGAAAUGGUGCAUUGUUAAAUCAAGGUUGUAAGUAAGGUGGACAUUAGUCUGCUGGGCAAACCCUUCACUCGAAAUAAGGGUCUGAAUGUGCAGCCUACUCAUGCCUUGUGUACUGAAGGCCGCUCUCUCGCUAACAGCAAGUUUUCUAUGUGCUAGUCUUUGCGUGGAGGCACACUUGUUGAUCAAAGUUCCAAUGAGGGUCUGUGCCUGCAGACUAGGUGGACAUGGAGAUGGAGUUAGUAAACAACAUACAUAUAUAUAUACACACACAUGCAUAAUUAUACAUAUUUUACUGUAGUACUAGUAUUCGGUCAAUUAAUGCUAUAAUCCACCUCAUGAAUAUCAACUAGCUCGUCGAUCCAUAUCAUCAACGCCGCUUAUUGAUAUGCAAAUACGAAAACGUCCCGAAAACCAAUGGUACGAUUUGAUUGGGCGACCGCUUAUCAAUAUGCAAAUAAGAAAGCGAAUCAGCUCGCCGUACACACACAAACAAUCAAGCACUCGUACACAAACCUUAUCACACAAACUCACUCUAAACACGUCCACAUGUAUGUACGUACAAAUAGCUUUAUUUUGGUUUUGAAUUCCGCGCGGUUGUUUUCGUAUGCUUAUCCUCAUCCGUUGCUUCGAGUUUGUUAUAUUUUCAUCGAAAUUCUGACAUUUUUUGCGACAAAUAGGACACAUAAAUUUAUAUGUAAAGAAAGUGAUAUUUUCGUGUCUUUUGAUUCAAGUUUUGAAUCCCCGAUAAUAUUUUUGCGGUAGAAUAUUUCUAUAUUGCUGUAGCUGUAGGCCGGAGCCAAGGCUAUAUAUCUCGGCAUGAGUACUCCUCCGAGCCGUCGCCUACGGUGGUCUCUUACUAGGGAUCUCUCGGGAUCGAGUGAUGAUGACUCAAGUUCAAGUUGUUUGUACCUGGUUGUGAAUGGGUCGAAAGCACGAUCAAAGAGAACCAAGGCAACCUACGACCACCUUUCUGGGCUUCAGCGAAGGGAUGAUAAGGUGCUGUUCACCAUGGCUAGUGGUAAGAAGGUGUGGAUGAAUGCCAAUGACAUGGAUGCUGAUGCUGUUAGUCAAGAGUUCGAUAUCACGACCAUAGAGGAUUUGGAAACCCAAGUCCAACCUCUCCUUUCAUCAACCCCAAAGACGCGACCAAGCCAGAGGAAAAGACUAAGAGUUCCAAAUGAACCCAGGACAAAUCAAAGCUGCAAAGGUGUUGUUGAGGUUCCCAUCACAAUGAUUACUUUAGGGAACCCCAUGAAAUUACUGAUAAAAUGUAACACAAACAGAGUGGAAAUGUAUAAGCAGGCCUUGUUGGACAAUCCCAAUAUGAACAUACCAAUCCUGCCUGUAAUGACAGAAGAUGAAGCAUGGGAUGAGGAAACUGCAGAAGAGUCUCAAUACAUGCUCCUUGGUGGCUGUAAUCUCCUCACUGCAAUCAUCGACUUGGCAGGGGAUGACAAAUUUGCACAUUUGAGAAGAUGUAAAGUUAGGGUACAUGGAUCUCUAUCCAUGGGAGAUGCCCUCCACAUAGGUGCCCUAUUCCAGCAGGAACAGGGACUUCUUGUUGAUGAGGCUCCAACCCUCCAAGCCAAGGUGGCAGUAUGUAGACGUUUACUAUAUAGCAUGCAUGAGCUUGAUGAGGACGCUGAUGAACCACCAGCCAUUGUCCAAAAUACUUGGAGGAAAAGGGCAGCAGCGGCAUUGGGUUGCUUGUCCUCCAACCCUAAGGAUCGAAAGAAAUUGGAAACAACGUUCCAGCUAGCUCUGUACAGUCGGAGGUGCUAUGCGAAACUGGAAAGGAUGUUCGAGCUACAUGAAGAAAAGCAUGGGAAAGCUCUGAAGCAAACUGUCUUCAUGCAUCUUCAAGGACUGAAAGAAGAGGAGAAAUAUGAGUUACUCACCAAGGUAGUGAAUGGAGAAAUUCAAUUGGACAACAUGAAAUCAAGGGCUAAAUUUCAGAAAGGACUUCACACAGUGCAGCGUGAGUUCCAGUUGCUCACUAAAAAAAGGACUUGGGAUGAAUGUAAGAGGGCAUACCCUGAAUAUACCACAGAUUCUGCCUUAGGCCAGUUUAUUGGCAUGAACUUCAAAAAGUCUAUACCAAGAGAAUUUUUCAAUUUCGUACAAGAGGUGAUGGACUCACCAAGUGGCACAACCACCUCAUCGAGUUUGAGACUAUGUCCUGUCUCCCUUACUGUCCUUGAAGUGGAUGGAACAACUGGAAUAAAAAAAGUGGCUAAGGACUUGAAAGAAGGAACAACAAAUGUGGUUGUGAUUACAGAUGGGAUCAUGGUGGCAUCGAGAUGGCAGGAGGCAUUGGAGCGAGAGGGAUUCUCAAUGUGUCAAGAAAGUGUGAUUGUUGGAGAUAAUAAAGCUCGCUAUGUGAUUGCAGGAACAACUGCAAAUUUGAGUCGUGGACUGGGCAAUAUUCUACCAGAGGCAACUGCAUUCCAUACCAUUUUGACAGCAUUUUCAGAUGCACAAGACAGUAUUGCACUCGCUGUACAGGAUUAUGAUGCAGUUGAGGAAGAUGCAUUGACCCUGAAUAGAAUUGCAAGAAACUUGUCCAUUUGUGGAAGGAGUUCUGGGAGUUCUGGAAGUUCGGGAAGUGAGUACGACUUCUCAGAAGCUGAGUCAGCAGAUUGAAUAUGAGCAGCUAGAAUAUCAAUCACUGUAUAAGGAAGCGUUACUGUUAUUAAGUAGUGCUAGGUUAGUGUUUUAUGAUUAUGUCGAUAAAUCGUGGUAAGACUUACGUACUGUCAAUUAUGAAAAGUUCAUGACUAUUGAACAAAAAUGCAGCUCUGUUGCUUUAAACCAAUUCAAGAUGUAACCCAAAUGCCAACUUUCAUGAAAAAGCAUGGAUGAAAGCCUUUAUUUCCACUUCUUUGCUCUCACGGAUUUGCAACUCCUGAACUUAUGUAAUGAAUUUCAGACUGGGCUGUACAAUUAUCAAUUAGCAAUACUAGAAAGACUCUUGUUGUGAUGUAUUUUUCAUGUGUAUAUUUAUUAAAGCUAUCCCCAGAGCAAUGAGAUGUAAUUAAAGCAUCUUGGGGGAUCAAUCUUGUAUGUAUUUGACUAUUUAUAACUUGUUAUAAUUAUCCACAUUCAGUUGAAUGGUGUCAUUGUUUUGAUAUUACAGUUACAAUAUUCAGUCAGUUAUUGGUAUUACUUGUCAUAAGAUGUAUUCAAGGCAAUAAGUGGUUGAAAGAAGGGAGAUAAAACAUGUUCAUAAUAUCAGUUCUUGCUACUCUGUGUAAUCUGUACCCUUUUAUAUCAAGAAUGCCUGAAAACAUGAAUUAUACAGCUAUUUUAUGGUUUUUAAAUUUUUAGAAAUUCAUAUAUGAGUUUUUUAUGAUACUAAAUUUUCCUCUUAGCUCAUAAUGAUGUCUUAAUUAAUAAUCAUAAUUAACAUCUAUGUGCACGAUAUAAACCUUUGUUACUUUAUAUUGAGAGUGCCUUAGAAAUGAACAGUACAGCUAUCCUAUAGUUUUCUAUGAGUAGUUCAUUUAUGACAUCAUUUUUCCCUUUAAAUCAAUGUAGGCAUUAUCAUAAUCAUCACAAUGCGCUAAUUAACAU
This is a messenger RNA of Lytechinus variegatus (green sea urchin), 3881 nucleotides long. RefSeq lists its product as uncharacterized. The coding region runs from base 1125 to 2951 and encodes 608 amino acids. The transcript is spliced from 10 exons. The record is from RefSeq and is a predicted model, not a curated record. NCBI's taxonomy places the organism in Eukaryota, Metazoa, Echinodermata, Echinoidea, Temnopleuroida, Toxopneustidae.